This is a messenger RNA of Penicillium nucicola, 3747 nucleotides long. RefSeq names its product translation initiation factor 3 subunit CLU1. The record is from RefSeq and is a predicted model, not a curated record. Lineage: Eukaryota; Fungi; Ascomycota; Eurotiomycetes; Eurotiales; Aspergillaceae. Gene Ontology annotation, cellular component: cytoplasm. The transcript has 4 exons. Gene Ontology annotation, molecular function: mRNA binding; protein binding. Bases 1 to 3747 code for a protein of 1248 amino acids. Gene Ontology annotation, biological process: intracellular distribution of mitochondria.
AUGGCGCAGACCAAUGGGGAGUUGGAGCACUCGAAAGAGGCUCCUCAGGCUUCUCAGGAAGUGAUCAACAGCGAUGCCCCCGAGGGUGUCGAGGAGGACAACACAGGCGGUCUCUUCCAGAUCUCUGUGAAGCUUCCUCACGCCCCCUAUAAAAUUCAAGUGAUGGUGUCCAGCCAAGAACAGGUUCAGGAUGUUCGCCAAUCCAUUGUCGAGCUACCGGGUACCUUCCAAUACACUUGCUUCCACCUCGAAUUCAACGGCAGCCGCAUCAAUGACUUUGUUGAGUUGUCCGAGGUGCCGGAUCUUCAGGCCGACUCCGAGAUCGUCCUGGUUGAGGACCCCUACACCGAGAAGGAGGCUCGCAUGCAUGUCGUCCGCAUUAGAGAGCUGAUCGGUGCUUCCGGUGACCGGGUCGAUAACCUCCACGGUAUCUCUGCUGGUCUUUCGCUGCACGACGCCAUCUCCGCAGACGCUGUCAAGGCCAAUGCCUCGGAGAAGGAGCACUCGCUUUCUCAAUACGACUUGACCGGAGUUUCAUCUCUGCAGACUAUCCUGCCCAGCGUGCAGACUCCUCUUCCUAAGACAGUGAAGUCUAUCUCUUUGUCUUCAUGGAACCCCGUUCCCUACAACCUCCGCCAGAAGGGUCACCUGCUCUACCUUUUGGUCACCACCAACGAGGGUGAACAGUUCCAGAUCACUGCUCACGUCUCCGGCUUCUUUGUGAACAAGUGCUCGAACACUAGAUUCGAUCCUUUCCCUAAGCCUAUGCCAAAGGAUAAGAAGGGCAGCGCCCACUCGUUGCUUACUUUGAUCUCUCACAUCUCUCCUUCUUUCAACGAGUCCUUCGAGGCUCUGCAGGAGUACAACAACGAGAAGGAUCUCUUGACCACUUUCCCCUUCCAAAACGCCAUUCCCAACAGCCCAUGGCUCAUCUCCCCAUCUACCUCCAGCUUAACCGCUCACCAGCCUGAUAUCACCCGUUCUCAGGAGAACUAUCUGAUCUCUGGUGUCGAUAAUGCCGAGACUCUGCGUGACUGGAACGAGGAAUUCCAGACUACUCGCGAGCUGCCCCGCGACACUGUGCAGGACCGCGUGUUCCGCGAACGCCUGACCUCCAAGCUGUUCGCCGAUUACAACGAAGCUGCUGCCCGCGGUGCCGUUCUGGUUGCCCGGGGUGAGGUUGCUCCUCUGAACCCCACUGAGGCGCGGGACGCCCAGAUCUUUGUCUACAACAACAUCUUCUACUCAUUCGGUGCUGAUGGUGUUGGCACUUUCACCUCCGAGGGUGGUGACGAGGCUGCUCGCGUGGCUGUUGGUAAGGAUGUUCUCGGAAUUAAGGCUGUCAACCAGCUCGAUAUCGACGGACUCUUCACUCCUGGAACCGUUGUUGUCGAUUACCUUGGCAAGCGUAUUGUUGGCCAGAGCAUUGUCCCUGGUAUCUUCAAGCAGCGCGAGCCCGGUGAGCACCAGAUCGACUACGGUGGUGUUGAGGGCAAGGAGGUUGUCGCCACUCACUCUGACUUUGUCCCCGUCUUUGAGAAGCUCUCCAAGGCUCUGCGUAUCAAGUCCCACCCCGUCUGGGACAAGGAUAACAAGCGCCACGACCUCGAGGGAAGUGUUGAGACCAAGGGUCUUCUCGGAACCGACGGUCGUAAAUACGUCUUGGAUCUGUACCGCGUGGCUCCUAUGGAUGCCGAGUGGCAGGAAGAGGAUGGCAGCGAUGUCUAUCCCCACCGCAUGUCUGUCCUUCGUCUUGAGUUGGUUGAGUCCUACUGGCGCCACAAGAUGAGUCAGUACGUCAAGGCUGAAGUGGAGCGCCGUCGUGCUGCCGCCGCCGAUGCCCCCAAGGAGGAGGGCAAGACCGACGAGGAAAUCGCUGCCGAACAGGAGCGUGUUGAUAUCUCCGGAUUCAACUUGGCUCUCAACCCCGAUGUCUUCAGCGGCCAGGUCCCCCAGACCGAAGAAGAGAAGAAGCAGUGGGCCCAGGAUGAGAAGGAAGUCCGUGACGCCUGUGACCAUCUGCGGUCUAAGGUCAUUCCUGACCUGCUUAAGGACCUGCACGACGGCGAUGUUGGCUUCCCCAUGGACGGCCAGUCGUUGACCCAGCUCCUGCACAAGCGCGGUAUCAACUUGCGCUACCUCGGAAAGUUGGCUCAGCAGUCCAACGAGAAGGGACCUCGCCUGCAGGCUCUGUCCACCCUUCUCGUUCAAGAGAUGAUUACUCGUGCCUUCAAGCACGUUGCCAACCGCUAUCUCAGCAAUGUUCCUGCUCCUUUCGUUGCUCCCUGCAUCUCUCACUUGCUGAACUGUCUCCUCGGUUCCGCCGUCAACGCUGCCCCUAAGGCUGAGAUUGACGAGUCUCUGCGUGAGAUCUUCCCCGAGGGCGACUUCUCCUUCGAGAAGGUCACCCCCGAGUCUCUCCGCUCCGAGAUUGAGAACCAGGUCACCAUUCGCUUCCGCUUCUCCCUGGAGAACGGCUGGGCCAACUCCCUGAGACACUUGCAGCUUCUCCGUGAUAUUUCCAUCAAGUUAGGUCUCCAGCUUGGUGCCCGCGACUUCCCCUUCAGCAAGGACCAGGUCAAGGAAGUGGUUGUCCCCGCUCCCACCAACGGCACCAACCGCGAGGAGCCCAAGAAGAAGGGCAACAAGAAGAAGGGUGGUGAGGCCAAGUCUCCCACUCGCGCCCCUGCUCCCGCCAAGCCCGCUACCACUUUCACCGUUGACGACAUCCUGAACAUUGUGCCCUUGGUUCGCGAUGCUGCUCCCCGCAGCGCUUUGGCCGAGGAGGCCCUGGAGGCUGGCCGUAUCUCUCUCAUGCAGAACCAGAAGCAGUUGGGCCAGGAGCUCAUUCUGGAGUCUUUGUCUCUGCACGAGCAGAUCUACGGUAUUCUGCACCCUGAGGUUGCCAAGCUCUACCACCAGCUUUCCAUGCUUUACUACCAGACGGAUGAGAAGGAGGCUGCCGUCGAGCUUGCUCGCAAGGCCGUCAUCGUCACUGAGCGUACCAUGGGUGUGGACUCCGCUGACACCAUCUUAAGCUACCUUAACUUGAGCUUGUUUGAACACGCCUCUGGCAACACCAAGACCGCUCUGGUGUACAUCAAGCACGCCAUGGAUAUUUGGAAGAUCAUUUACGGUGCUAACCACCCCGACUCCAUCACCACCAUGAACAAUGCCGCCGUGAUGCUGCAGCACCUUAAGCAGUACAACGACUCCCGCAAGUGGUUCGAGGCUUCCCUCUCCGUCUGUGAGGACUUGUUUGGCAAGGAAUCCAUCAACACCGCCACCAUCCUCUUCCAGCUGGCCCAGGCCCUUGCUCUGGACCAGGACUCCAAGGCCGCUGUUGGUAAGAUGCGUGAGGCUUACAACAUUUUCCUCGCCCAGCUUGGUCCCGAGGACCGCAACACCAAGGAGGCCGAGACUUGGCUCGAGCAGCUCACCCAGAACGCUGUCUCUAUCGCCAAGCACGCCAAGGACAUCCAGGCUCGUCGCCUGCGCCGCAUCAACAUGAACCCCCGUGUUUCCACCAUGGGCACACGUGUUCAACCCCAGGUCGGCCAGGUCGCCCCUGAUGUCUCUGGGGCCCCCCAGCCUUCUGCCUCUGGUCUUGACUCGCGGAACAUUGAUGAGCUCUUGAAGUUCAUCGAGGGUGGUGAUGCCGGCAGCUCUUCUCGCUCCAAGCAGAAGAAGCGUGCUGCCACCAGCAACCCCAAGCUCCGCGGCUCCAAGCAGACCCCUCAGGCUUAA